Molecule: messenger RNA, 924 nt
Organism: Medioppia subpectinata
Lineage: Eukaryota; Metazoa; Arthropoda; Arachnida; Sarcoptiformes; Oppiidae
Source: the annotation of a GenBank genome assembly
UGUAUUACUACUGAAAGCAAAACAUUAAAUGUAAAUAAAUAGAAAUGACUUCAGUUUUGAGCACAAAAUACCAUCAUUUGAUCCACAGAUGGAUGUCUUUAAGUCGACGAAUGGUUUCAAACAAAACUCAUUUCGGUUUCGAAAGCGUUUCGGCGGAAGAAAAGUCGACAAAAGUGAAUCAAGUGUUCACUUCUGUGGCCAACAGUUAUGAUCUGAUGAAUGAUGUCAUGAGUUUAGGUAUUCAUCGGUAUUGGAAACGAGAGUUUAUCACACGAUUGGAUCCAUUGAAGGGAACCGUUCUGUUGGACAUGUGUGGCGGCACUGGAGAUAUCGCCCAUCAGUUCAUCACUCAUAUGAGGGACACGUUUCCCGACGACAAGCUUUUCAAAGUCAUUGUCUGUGAUAUCAAUGAAGAGAUGCUGAAAGUGGGCCAAAACAGAGCCCGAGAGGAGUGGUCUGGGAGUGACUGUCAGCGCAUUGAAUGGGUUUUAGGCGAUGCCAUGAGUUUGCCGUUUGAAGACAACUCUUUCGAUGCGUUUACCGUUGCGUUUGGUCUCCGAAAUGUUGUGCACAUCGAGAAGGCCUUAUCAGAGGCGCAUCGGGUCCUCAAACCGGGCGCUAUAUUCUCGUGCCUCGAGUUCUCUCAACUCCAGAACCCAUUGUUUGCCAAAUUCUAUGACUUUUAUUCAUUCGAAAUGAUUCCAGUUUUCGGCGAAAUAGUGGCCAAAGACUGGAAGUCUUAUCAAUAUUUAGUGGAAAGCAUUCGUCAAUUUCCCGAUCAAAACGAGUUUAAAUCAAUGAUAGAAAGCGCGGGCUUUCGGUUCGUUGACUACACAAACCUUUUGCGAGGAAUCGCUUCCAUUCACACCGGCUUUAAGAAUGAUUGUUAACAUGUCUUCGCAUUAAGUCAUUUCAUAUAAUAAA